Molecule: messenger RNA, 2093 nt
Organism: Coccinella septempunctata (seven-spotted ladybird)
Lineage: Eukaryota; Metazoa; Arthropoda; Insecta; Coleoptera; Coccinellidae
Gene: hh
Product: tiggy-winkle hedgehog protein
Exons: 3
Coding region: 467-1696 (409 amino acids)
Biological process (GO): cell-cell signaling; multicellular organism development; cell fate specification
Molecular function (GO): calcium ion binding; patched binding
Source: RefSeq, a predicted model, not a curated record
GAGCCCAGUAGAUCGGAAAACUUUUCAGCAGAAGGCCGCGUGAGAAGUUUAAGGGCAACAACGGAAAUUAUGAGCAUUAUCAAGGUGGAAUCCGACCACAGAUCGGCGGUUGCCUCAAGGAGAGGUUCUUUGGCGAUGGAUGCGUUGCCCAAGCCUGGUCCAGGUGAGUUCUUCAAAGAUUCGCUUGACCUUAAGCACUCUUUGAUUUGCGAGGACCAGGUAAUAUCCGCUUCGCCCCGCCUAGCCACCAAUGGGCUCACUUGAAGAACGAAAGAUGGCCUGGGUCACAGAGUGGGGCUCAUCAGUCGGUGUUUCACCUAUGACAAGUGCAAGAGUAUUUACCUGAGCGUCAAGAGCGCCGAUCAGACUAGAUCACAAAUCGCGACAGAUCACAGAGCGGAUAUGCUAAUCAUAGAGUGCGAAAGGAUGAGUGCGUUCCCUAGGAAAUGACCGGUGGUGCAUCCAGAUGAAGUGGUGCGUUCCCGUGUUGGCGUUCUUUUUCGCCCUCGCGCUGGGGGCCCGAGCUUGUGGCCCUGGAAGGGGCGCGGGUCGACGGAGAGGCCCUAGGAAACUCACUCCGCUAGUUUUCAAGCAGCACGUUCCUAAUGUGCCGGAAAAUACUAUCACUGCGAGCGGUCUGGGUGAGGGCAGGAUUGGCAGGAACGAUACAAGGUUUAGGGAUUUGGUGCCGAACUAUAACCAGGACAUUAUUUUUAAGGACGAGGAAGGGACUGGGGCCGACAGGCUCAUGACCCAGCGUUGCAAAGAAAAACUUAACACAUUAGCUAUUUCUGUGAUGAAUCAGUGGCCGGGUGUUCAUUUGGUGGUUACUGAAGGUUGGGACGAGGAGGGUUACCACACUCCAGACUCCCUGCACUACGAGGGUAGAGCUGUAGACCUAACAACUUCUGACAAAGAUCGUUCCAAAUACGGCAUGUUGGCAAGGUUGGCAGUGGAAGCAGGCUUCGACUGGGUCUACUAUGAAAGUAGAGCACACAUACACUGCUCGGUCAAGUCAGAAUCUUCCCAAGCUGCGAAAUAUGGCGGAUGUUUUUCUGCUGAGACUACAGUCCUCACCUCUGAAGGGAUCACCAAGAGACUUCCAGACCUUAAAAUAGGGGAGAAGAUCCUUUCUCUUGACCCAUCCACAUUCCAGCUCACCUUCAGCGAUGUCCUACUGUUCCUACAUUACGAUCCAGAGGAGAUCCGACAGUUUGUGAUGAUAACCUUAAAAUCCGGAAAAACACUCACUGUUACCCCAACCCAUUUAGUGCUAAGCGGUAGUUUGAAAACUAACAGGAUAGUUUACGCCGGUGACCUAAGACCUAGUGAUAUAAUGUUAACAAGUGACUCAAAAAAUGGACUUCAAGAAGAUGUUAUAGUUGAAAUUGAACAAGUUUUAAGGAAGGGCUUGUACGCCCCUCUGACUGAGGCUGGAACAGUUGUGGUGAACGACGUUUUGGCUUCUUGUUACGCUGUUGUGAAUAGUCAAGCUUUAGCCCACUUGGCUUACGGGCCCUUGAGGCUUAUUCAUAACAUGAAAGAAGGUUUACGAAAACUUUGGUCUCUAAUUAGUCGACCCAUAACCGGUUGGAACACUUCUAGAUCGUUCAUUAAACCAACGAUAGGGGUGCAUUGGUAUGGGAAAAUGUUAUACAGCCUGGUUGAUAUCUUCUACCCUAAGAUUCUUCAAUAAGUGAUAUUCAUAUUAAAGAACCUCGUGAAUAUUUUCUUCCGAAGAUCGAUUGUCUUCAAUUAUAUUUGAUGCGGUGUUUUCGUCCAAUUUUAGAAGGAUUGGAUCGAGCGUGUCGUUUUGAGGUUCUCUUUAUUGGGUGAUAAUUUUGUAAGUAAGUAGGUUUUCAUCAAAUAUGGCCAGUGAUUUCCAGCAUAUUUUCCGAUUGUUUUCAAUGUUGAGGAAGACAAUUUCUGCUAAUCCACAUACUUCGAACAAUUGUGGAAAUGUUUUCUAGUAACAUGUAUUUACUGUAAUUUAAUGUACAUAACUUGUAUAGUAAACUAUUUGUGAAAAUGUAAAUUAUUAUUUAUGAAAUAUAUUAAUAUUUUCUAUUUAUGAUUAAAUAUUUUAUGAAGUA